UACUGUUGACAAAAUGGAGACUUAUUCCUCUACUAUCAACUUUGUUGCACUCCUCAUGUUCUUAUCCUUCCUUUUUUUCCUAUUUGGCAAAUGGAGAAAAUCAGAACAACAAGAGUUGCCUCCAGGUCCAUGGAGACUCCCACUUAUUGGAAGUAUCCAUCACUUAAGAGGAGCAUUUCCACAUCGCACUCUUAGAAAGUUAGCAAGAAAGUAUGGGCCUAUCAUGUAUUUCCAACUUGGAGAAAUUCCUGCAGUAGUCAUAUCAUCACCUAAUGUGGCAAAAGAAGUUCUAAAAAUUCACGAACAUGCCUUUGCUGCUAAACCACAACUAACAUCCAUAAAUAUCAUUACUUACAAUGGUAAGGACAUCGCAUUUGCACCAUAUGGUGACAAUUGGAGACAAAUGCGUAACUUAUGUGUUACAGAACUCCUAAGUGCCAAGAUGGUUAAGUCUUUUAGUUCAAUUCGGAAUGAUGAGAUUUUGAGUCUCGUUUCAUCAGUUCAUUCCAUGAAUGGUUCUGUUGUUAACAUAACAGAAAAAAUUCUUCGGUUUACAAACUCUGUGACAUGUAGAUCAACCUUUGGAAAAGUAGACAAAUAUCAAGACGAGUUGAUCAAUUUGUUGAGGGAAGUACUGGAUUCAUUAGGAGGAUUUGAUGUGGCUGAUUUGUUCCCUUCUUGGAAGUUACUUCACAAGACAAGUGGGGUGAAAUCGAGAUUGUUAAAGCUGCAUCAGAAGGUUGAUGAAGCUCUGGAGAACAUCAUUAAUGAGCAUAUUAUGAAUAGAGCACUUGGAAGUAAGGGAAAUGGUGAGUUUGGAGGUGAAGAUUUGGUUGAUGUUCUCCUAAGAAUUAAGGAAACCGGCGAACUUCAAUUUCCAAUCACAAAUGAUCAUAUAAAAGCAGUAAUCUCUGACAUGUUUGCUGCUGGAACAGAAACUUCAGCUGCCGUUAUUACUUGGGUAUUAUCGGAAAUGAUGAGGAACCCAAAAAUUAUGGCCAAGGCACAAAGUGAAGUGAGACAAGUCUUCAAAGGAAAGACAAGUUUUGAUGAAAAAGAUCUUGAUAAAUUAUCAUACCUAAAGCUAGUUAUCAAAGAAACGUUGAGGCUACAUCCUCCAAGUCCUUUUCUGCCUAGGCAAUGUAUGAAACAAACAUAUAUUGGUGGAUAUAAAGUACCUCCCAAGACCAGAGUACUAAUCAAUUCAUGGGCACUUGGAAGAGAUCCAGAAAGUUGGCAUGACCCUGAGAGUUUUAUACCCGAGAGAUUUGAAAAUUCUUCUGUUGACUUUAUGGGAAAUCACUUUCAGCUUAUUCCAUUUGGUGCAGGAAAAAGAAUUUGCCCAGGAAUGCAAUUUGGUUUAGCCAAUGUUAAACAUCCUUUGGCUCGGCUCCUCUACCACUUUAACUGGGCGCUUCCAUAUGGAACUAGUCCAGAAGAUCUAAUUGAAAAGGAUGGAUUAAGUGCAGCGAAACAAAAAGAUUUGUGCUUAAUUGCCAUAGAUUACAGAAGCGAUGAAUUUUUUUGAUGUUGCGCUUUGAAUGGUGAAUGUUCAUACCGUAUAUGGUGCUUCACCUCCUUUAGUUUGGUAUAUAUUCGUGUCUCCCAUUUAUCGUUGAAGUUUAAGCUGAAAAUGAGCAAAGAAUAAGAUUCACAGUUGGUUAUACAAUC
Molecule: messenger RNA, 1671 nt
Organism: Nicotiana attenuata
Lineage: Eukaryota; Viridiplantae; Streptophyta; Magnoliopsida; Solanales; Solanaceae
Product: premnaspirodiene oxygenase-like
Exons: 2
Coding region: 14-1528 (504 amino acids)
Molecular function (GO): iron ion binding; monooxygenase activity; oxidoreductase activity, acting on paired donors, with incorporation or reduction of molecular oxygen
Source: RefSeq, a predicted model, not a curated record